This is a messenger RNA of Coffea arabica (coffee), 771 nucleotides long. RefSeq names its product polyphenol oxidase, chloroplastic-like. The record is from RefSeq and is a predicted model, not a curated record. NCBI's taxonomy places the organism in Eukaryota, Viridiplantae, Streptophyta, Magnoliopsida, Gentianales, Rubiaceae. Gene Ontology annotation, molecular function: oxidoreductase activity.
AUGUGCUACUUGGCAUUGGACAUUGGAGGAGGGCUCUAUGGUGCCUCUACUUUUGGUGGCAAUCCAUCAGCCUUUGCAGCACCACUAUCUCCAACAUUCACAGCCUGUCACGAUGCCAGUGACCCCGACAACAAAGAAAUCGACUAUUGUCCACCCUCGGCCACGGCUGCGGAUAUCACUGAUUUUGUUCCUACUGCUCCUUCUGUCAUCGCAACUAGACCUGCGGCGCACCUAGUCGACUUAUUUGAAAAAGUACAAGAAGGCCAUAGAGAAAAUGAAGAAUCUAAAUGGUACUUGUAUUUCUUCGAGAAGAUCUGCCAAAACCUGAUCAAUGACGAUACUUUUGCACUUCCCUUUUGGAACUGGGAUAACCCGCCUGCGAUGUUUCUGCCAGCCAUUUUCAAAGACUCCCCAUCCCCACUCUAUGAUAGCAAACGCAACCCCACUCACCUAAAUACAGUUAUUGAUAUGUGCUGGGAAGGCACCGAUUCAACGGAUAAUACCAUAAAAGUGAUAAGAAACCAUCUUUGCCACAUGUACAGGCAAAUGGUUGCUCAGUCCACAACUCCAUGCGGUUUUUUCGGAAAAGCGUUUCGUGCUGGUGAAACCUCUGAUCCAGGGGAUGGUUCAAUUGAAACUAGUCCUCAUACGAAUGUGCGCCGUUGGACUGGCGACCCUAAUGAAUCUCAUGAAGAGGACAUGGGCUCCUUCUACUCAGCGGGAAGAGACCCAAGAAAACAAUCCAAACGAACCCUAAGAAAACAACCAUAG